Labrus bergylta (ballan wrasse) is the source of this 1003-nucleotide messenger RNA. It is a transcript of the gene grem1a, whose product is annotated as gremlin 1a, DAN family BMP antagonist. The record is from RefSeq and is a predicted model, not a curated record. Gene Ontology annotation, molecular function: receptor ligand activity; BMP binding. Gene Ontology annotation, biological process: animal organ morphogenesis. NCBI's taxonomy places the organism in Eukaryota, Metazoa, Chordata, Actinopteri, Labriformes, Labridae.
CAGAGGACGCGGGGACAGGAGGAACUAGUGCUGUGAGUGUGAACUGUAUGACUGGAUACAUUUUCUUUGAAGAGCCUCACCACACAACAGCUUCAGUGAUGAAGACAUCAUCAGCGCUGAUUUCUGCGGCUGUUUUCACGCUGCUGCUCAGCCCGUUGUGGAGUACAGAUGCCGCCACCUACCAGGGCGCUUUCCCCCACCCAAACAAAUACAACCCAAACGAAUCGGACGGAUGCCAAACACCCGCCAUCAGUGGACUCGUUUCCCACGUGCCGGGGCCUGUCACCUCAACCGACGAGGUUCUGGAGUCCAGUCAGGAGGCGCUGCACGUAACGGAGCGUCGGUACCUGCGGCUGGACUGGUGCAAGACGCAGCCGCUGAAGCAGACCAUCCAGGAGGAGGGCUGCCUGAGCCGCACCAUCAUCAACCGCUUCUGCUACGGGCAGUGUAACUCCUUCUACAUCCCGAGACAUAACUACCAGGACGGGGACGCCUUUCAGUCCUGCUCUGCCUGCAAACCAAAAACCUUCAGCACCGUCACCUACACCCUCUAUUGCCCGGGUCAGACGCCCAGCACCCGGAAGAAACGGAUUCAGCGCGUAAAGCAGUGUCGCUGCACGACGAUAGAUACGGAUUAGACAACAUAUCUCUACAUCCAGAUCGAUAAAACCGUGUUUCCACUGAGGGGAUGUGUGCAGCUUUGUGAUCAAAUAAAACGCAGUUUAUUUUUUUUAACGGGACACUUGAAAAUAACGCGUGAACAGGACGGUGAGGAACUUACCUGAGCCAAUUUAUCACUUAUUCUGCUGAUGGACAACAAACAGGUCAAUACACUCACCACGUUCCCUUUAAAAAUAAAGAUUUUCCUGCAAAUACUCGUUAAACAAAUAUUCAAAAUGUCGAGAUAAAUACCAGUUAUUAAGUUGGUUGCUGGAAGAUUUUACAUGCAGGAUGGACUUUAACAAAGUUUGUGCUUCAGUCAAGUGUUUAGUGUCAAUGAGAG